AUGGGGUUCUCACUUGCCAGCAUUGCGCAGGCGCUGCUUCUCUGCCUCAACGCCAUGGCCAUCCUGUCGGAGCGGCGGUUCCUCUCGAAGUAUGGCCUUGCCACAACGCCAAUGUCAGAGCAGGGUGGGGAUGCGGGGUAUGUGCCGCAGUCGUUUGGCGCUGGGGACGCCUUUGCGCGUGUGCCGCCGACCUCCCCCCUGAAGAUGCAACUCGCCUUCCUGCUGAGUAGUGUACGUACCUUGUUGCGGUUGCCGUUGAUCCUCGUGAACACGGCGGUUAUCAUCUUUGCCCUUCUGUUUGGCUGA
Molecule: messenger RNA, 306 nt
Organism: Trypanosoma conorhini
Lineage: Eukaryota; Euglenozoa; Kinetoplastea; Trypanosomatida; Trypanosomatidae
Exons: 1
Coding region: 1-306 (101 amino acids)
Biological process (GO): endoplasmic reticulum to Golgi vesicle-mediated transport; regulation of DNA-templated transcription
Cellular component (GO): COPII-coated ER to Golgi transport vesicle; endoplasmic reticulum membrane; Golgi membrane
Molecular function (GO): DNA binding
Source: RefSeq, a predicted model, not a curated record